ACCAGUCCAAGAUGUCCCGUCGCAUCCGCAACGUCUCCGUGUUCAUGACAAAGGAUACCGCGGGGGAUUCGAUAGGUUCGGUGCAUUCAAAAGAGAUAGCAGGAUUCUGGCAGCAUGGCAACGUAAAGAUCGGCCAGUUCCGAAAGUGGCUUGACUUAUGCAUUUUCGUUGCUGAAAGCGAAUGGGGCAUCUAUCCCAUCGCGACAGACAAUGUUGACCCCAGCGACGGGGACAUCAUCUCCGACGUCGACGUUCUGACCCAAGAUCCUGAACAGGUGCUGCCUACGGGCAACUAUGUCGUUUUAAACCGAGAGAAACUUAAGCACGUCGAGGUCUAUCUGUCAAACACUCACUACGAGCGACAAAAGACUUCUCCCAAUCUCAACACCUCGGACGGCCGCAAGUCCAGCUUUCUGCGUCGCGUGCGCAAGCGUGACGAGCGCUGUGUCAUCACCGGCAGACUGGUAUCCGAUGAGGAACCUGUUCUGUUCGGUGCCGCUCAUAUUCUUCCAGUUGCCCUUUUCGAUGCCAAGGGCUUCGAAAGCAUUGCCACCGACAUGGGAGUGCCCUUGGAAGACGCAAAGCUCGACCCUGUGUCAAAUGCAAUUCUUCUCACUCCCAGUGCACACACUCUUUACCAUUACCGUUUAAUUUCCAUCGAUCCCGACAACGACUACGCCGUUACCGACUUCACCAAACCGGGCGAAUUCCAUGGCUGCCGCAUGUACAGUACCAAGCGCGAGAAGUCAGUCAUAGAGAGCGUCCUCUCGACGUGCUCCUCAGAUACCACUAUCAACAAGCGGUGCUGCGAAAUGUGA
Molecule: messenger RNA, 818 nt
Organism: Acaromyces ingoldii
Lineage: Eukaryota; Fungi; Basidiomycota; Exobasidiomycetes; Exobasidiales; Cryptobasidiaceae
Exons: 5
Coding region: 12-818 (268 amino acids)
Source: RefSeq, a predicted model, not a curated record